Spodoptera litura is the source of this 2405-nucleotide messenger RNA. RefSeq lists its product as uncharacterized. NCBI's taxonomy places the organism in Eukaryota, Metazoa, Arthropoda, Insecta, Lepidoptera, Noctuidae. The record is from RefSeq and is a predicted model, not a curated record.
UUUUAAAGUCGGUAAAAAGUAAAAACUACAACUGGCAUAGAAGCAAUAUAUUAUUACGAACAUUUAAUUGGUGACUGUUUUUUAAAAUAUUAACCCAAAUCUGUAAGGCUAUGAUUAUCUCACUAUGGCACCAAUAAUAUAAAAUGUGAUUUUUUUCAAUACAAUGUUGUUUUAAUUCAUAACAUUUCAAUCAAAUUGAAAUGGAUGAUGCCGAGGCAACAUCAGAACAAUUUUCAACACAAGAACCUAAUAUAAAUUUGGAAGUUUAUCCGGCCGUAGAAGUUCCCUUGCCAGUCAUACCUUUACCGCUUAUUGCACCGUCACCACAGUUGUCUGUCGCAAAGUCUCCGCAACCGUCUGCUACGAAGACAAGUUCCCUGCGCAGUGCAACGCCCUCGGCGCAGUCCGCCCAUCUAUCUUUACUACCAAUCAGUUCCGUGCAAGGCGCCACACCUACCAACACUUUGAAUACUAAUGUAUUUGUACUGGAUCCAGCAAAAAUACUAGCGCCAAAGAACAACAGUGAGAAAUUGGAACUAGAUUCACUGAAUCAAAAAAGCUCAAAAGAAAAAUCUCUGAUAGAGGACAUAUUCGAACUGGACCAAAAAUCCACAAAAGAAGAAAAACCCCAGAAAGGAAGCACCACAACAUUCGAAUUGGAAUCAAAAGACACAAAAAAGAAGUCUCUGAGAAAGAACAACAAUAGUAAAAGCGAACUAAACUCAAAAAAACAGCCUACGAAGAAAAGUUUUCCCUCAGCAAUAAUGCCUAAAGACAAGAUUUCAAGAACACCGAGUUUGCGUCAUGGCAGCCCAGAUAGUAAAUCAAUCACCGAAAAGUUUAACGAACUAAAAGAAACUGUCCAAGAUCUUGCAAGCGAUAUCGUGGAUUCUAAAUCAAAUAAGUUAACUACUAAUAUUGACAAGAUAGCAUGUAUGAGCAAAGCGCUGACAAACGAAGCUAAUGCUUUGAGACAAUCCAUAAAGUGUUUGACCGAAGAUAUCGAACGCACCAAGCAAGAACUGUGCUGCUGUACUAAGGACGAAGAUGUUAAUUUUCCAUAUCACUUAUUUCUCAUUGAAAUGAUAGUAAACAAAAUUCAUAUGAAAUGUGAAUGUUUCGAGAUAGAUUACAAUAAUUUGGUUAUAUCAGCCAUAUUUUUGGGAAAACCACCAAUUGUAUUAUAUGAUUCGUCUUUUGGCAAAAUUGAGAAUUUUAGUAAAUUAAAUGUUGGCAAAUCGACCAUGUUUGCCAUGACUUACGAUAAAAUAUGCAAUAUUAAGGAAUUCGAAAUAGAUUUGCUUUUGACAAAGCAGCCUCCGUGUUCUACAUGUGUGACGAGAAUAGCUGAAACUCAUAUGGACUUCACAUGCGAAUUUAACCAAUUAAGAGAAGAACUUUGUAAGAAAUGGACGAUGGAACAGCCGCAAGACAAUAUCUUGUGCACCACUUCUACCCCACUUUCUAAGAACAUGUACUACUUGUCAUGCUGUGAUGGUGAAAAUAGAGACUCUAUAGGAGUUAUUGAAGUAACAGUUAGAAUGUCCUUCUUGGGCAAAGAGAUAACGACGGCUUUUUGUGCAUCACCGAAACCACAAGAGGCGUCUGUCCUUCUCAAAGAAGACCACGGCAUGACCAUGUAUUCUUGUCAUAAGGUUGAAAUGAAUGAUCAGGGUAAGAUACUACUUGAUGAAGGAGUGAUGACGAAAAAAGCAACAACAUGUUGCUCCGAUCUACACAGACGAUCAGAAAGUCCGCAAUCGCAAAUAUCUAGCGCUCUCUCUAGACGGUGUUAUGAACCAACUCCUGUGCCUUACAACGAGAAUGAUCGAGCGCCAAAAUAUGAUGAAAUAUAUACCAAAAUGAAUGUCAAUGAAUUGAGGAUCAGAGUUCCAAAGACCAGUAAGGUAGAAAGAAUGGGGAAAUAUGAUAAGAUUCAAGAAUUAUGCUCAUGUGACAGUACAGCAUACAAUACUGGAGAACAAAUACAAUUCGAAUUACCAAAAGACGUUGCGUAUCCCGAAAAGACUUACACGUCAAACUUGAAGUAUACAUUGAAAGGACCAGAGAGACCGCCUGAUAGGAAAGACAAGAAAAUUAUCAAUGUAACACCCAGUAGUUGCCCUGUUCCUGUCAAUAUGCAGAAAGUUUUGCAUCCACAGAAAGAUGUGUUCAUUUUAAAAAUUGGUAAGAAAUUGGAAACAAAGGAUAAAAAAACUGACCUUGAAAUAGAACUGAUAACACCAAAAGGUCCUUGUGACAACAAACCUUUAGAAAGCAGCAAUACUGGGCAACAAUGCAGUCCUAGCGACAUUACAAAACCGAAUUCAAAGAAACGCAAAGGCAAAAAUAAGAAAGCAAAAGGAGGCAAAGGAAAGAAAGGCAAAAAAGGAAAAAAGAAAUAA